This is a messenger RNA of Symbiodinium natans, 888 nucleotides long. The record is from the annotation of a GenBank genome assembly. NCBI's taxonomy places the organism in Eukaryota, Dinophyceae, Suessiales, Symbiodiniaceae.
AUGGAGGGUGCGGAAUGGCUACAGUAUUUGGAGAGCUUGCAGCUUUUUGGCCAAGUCGAGUUGCCAGGUGCCUUGCAGAAGGUGCACUCAGAGGUUCUGGGCGAAGCUGGCACAGCGCGUGAUGAGGCAAGCUGCCCGAGAAGGGAUUUCACGAACUACCUGGCAUUCCUGCUAAGUGACCACGUCUUUCGCGAGCCUUCAUGCAACGUAGGAACCAAGUGGGCUGUGGUGCUGCAGUAUGAGUGGGCCCGGUUAGGUGAGAAUGGGUUGCGUGCCGUGGCCCCCUGUGCUUGGGACAAGGCUCAGAAGGCGCGGGCCGAGGUUUGCAUGCUUCAGAAAGCAGGUUGCAAGCUUCAGCAAGCCUUCGAUGGCUUGCAGAAGGAGCUGCGACAGGCAGCAGGCGAUGCUGCCUACUACAAGGUCCUCUUCGAGGACGCCAAGCAGAACGCAACUUCGGCCGAAGGCGGGGAGCGUUCCAUCUUGCAAGAGCAGCUCCAGGCUGCGCGUGCAGAGGCAGGCCGGUGGCGCGAACUGGCUGAAAAUCGUGGGCAGGAGCUGGCUGUGCUCAGGGCCCAACUGGCGCGACAAGGGCUUGGAGAAGAUCCUGCGGCCCUGCGGCCCAUACAGGUGGGUGUGGAUCCCAAGGCAGCACAAGCCCGAAGACGGAUGAAGGCUCCUUCAAGGGAAGGCAACACGCAGUACUUUGACAUCAGCUCACCGAAGGAGCCAGUUCGAGAACAAGAGAAGGCGGUGGCAGGACCAAAGAUGAAGCCUCGACAGUUGCAGAUGGCCCAGUGCUCCGGCCCUCCCAAAACGCGGCGGGAGCAGAUGGAGGCUUCGCGCCAGUGCCCACGCAAUCCACUUAGUGCCAGCACUGUCGCGCGGUGA